Phytophthora sojae is the source of this 1149-nucleotide messenger RNA. RefSeq lists its product as hypothetical. Lineage: Eukaryota; Oomycota; Peronosporomycetes; Peronosporales; Peronosporaceae. The transcript has a single exon. The coding region runs from base 1 to 1149 and encodes 382 amino acids. The record is from RefSeq and is a predicted model, not a curated record.
AUGUUCCGCUCGCAAUCGGACCAAUUUAUCAAGAAAUCCAGUGUCAAAGGUGCCCACGGAGGCUGGCGAUUGCCCGGAGCUAUUAAAGUUAACAACCCCAUUAGAAGAGCCACGCCCGUGGGCGCGCACAGAUUCAGGUGGGGCGAGCAGGACCAGCUGCAACACGCACAGGCGGCGUUCGAGUUCCACGCAGAGGACGCCGGCGCAGCGUCCGCCUACUUCCACAUUGUGGCGGACGGCGUGUCGUCCCCCUUUGGACGACAGUCGCUCGCUAAUUACGACGGAGCACCCGUGUCGUCUGCUAUUCUGUCCGCGGAGGUGGUGAGGUGUGUCCAGGUGAUGCUGGAGGAGCUGACCAACCACAACAGAGAGCCGCUGGACCAGGCGGCGUUCGAGAGCGCGGUGGUGGACGCUAUCAAGACGGCGAGGAUCAACUGCUUCCAGUACAGGAAGUCGAGGCUGGCCACGACCCUUGCAGUGUCGUACUUUAACCGGUGGACGGGGAAGCUGAUGACGUUCUCGCUCGGAGAUUGCAAGUGCUUGGUGGUGAGGAACGGCAAUGUCGUCUACGAGACGCUGGCGGUGCUGCGCGAGUUCAACGUGCCGACGGUCGUGAACUUGCGGGAACAGGUGGUGCCCAAGGACUACGUGGUGCAGAGCUUUGGUCUGCAGGAGGGGGACGUGUGUCUUACGUUCUCGGAUGGUCUGGGAGAUAAUGUCUACAAGGACGACAUCACGGCUGCACUCGCGGCGCCGGAGCUGUGGGACUCGAAGGGCACAGGACUGCAGAGCGUGUGUGACCAGCUUGUGAAUUUGUCAAAGGUGCACGAGAAUAUUGAUAAUGGCGCUACUACUGAACGUCAGUUGUAUCCGUUCGCUACGGCGGCGGCUCUGGAAUACCGUGAACGCACACUGGAAGAGACCAAGCUGGCUGAAGGUGCUCCGUUGGACGCUAGCGGUGUGGACCAUUUAGAAGUCGCACGCGAGCUUAUGGAGCGACACAAGGGCAGGAAGACUCUCGACCGGCACCUGAUGCUGCGCAGACCGUCGCGCAAGCACCACUACUCGCUCAUGCAGCUCAAGCUCAUGGCCGAGAUGCAGACGAAGAAGCCGGACGACAUCACGCUCUUCAUGACGCGUUUUGUGUAA